UAUGUAAUGAAAUUCACCCAGUCCUGAGUCCGUGGUUGAUCGAAUUUUUAUCGUGGACGCAACAUUGAAAUGAGUCGAAUGAAAGUAACACGUCAUCAGUAUUGGAUCUACACUAUAAGAUAGUUAGCAAUCUGUAGUCUGUACAGAGCUUUACUGGGUCAACAUGGACGAGUGGAUCGAGAAUAUUGUAGAACUUGAAUCAAAUAUAGAGUCUUAUCCAAAUCCAGGAAUCAAAGUGUUUCAGUAUGGCACAUCGGGUAUUCGUUAUAAUUCUGAACACUUGGACCAUGUCCUGCAUCGAAUGGGCUUACUGGUCGCUCUGCGCUCAAUACAUUUGAAAUCGGCAGCAGUCGGGCUAAUGAUAACAGCGUCACACAAUCCUCAAGAUGAUAACGGCAUUAAACUCAUUGACCCUCUUGGGGAAAUGUUGGACAGCUCAUGGGAAGUGUAUGCCACCAAAUUAGCAAAUGCCCCUAACAAUCAGGAUGUAUGUGCCAUGCUCAUAAAUAUUGCUUAUGAAAAUAAUAUUGACAAAAAGUAUAUACCUCGUGUGUAUAUUGGUCGUGAUACCAGAAAUUCUGGUAAAAGAUUAUUGGAUGCUGUACUUUGUGGUGUUAACGCUUUUAAUAGUAAUGUUGAGGAUUUUGGUAUAAUAACAACACCAAUGUUACACUUUUUUGUGAGAUGUUAUAACACUAAUGGCCUAUACGGCCAGCCAAGUGAACAUUCUUAUUAUACCAAAUUGACAAACAGUUUUAAAACUUUGCGUAAAAUGUGUUUAGAUUUGAAAAAUUAUAGUCCUGUAAUAGAAUUCGAUGGUGCUAAUGGAGUUGGUGCUUUAAAAAUGAAAGAUGCAAUCAUACAUUUAGAAGAAACAUUGGUGAUUAAUAUGCAUAAUGAUGACAUAAUGAAUACAGAAAAACUAAAUUACAAAUGUGGUGCAGACUUUGUGAAAUCAAACCAAUGCCCUCCUACCGGAAUGACUAUUAAACCACACUCUAAAUAUGUAUCUGUGGACGGAGACGCAGAUAGGAUAGUUUAUUCUUUUGUUGAUGAAAACAACAAAUUUUAUUUAUUAGAUGGUGAUCGAAUUGCUACACUUGUGGCUGGUUAUAUAAAAGAUUUAUUCAUUGCAUCUGGUCUUGAUGUCAACGUAGGGUUAGUGCAAACUGCUUAUUCAAAUGGAAAUUCUACAAAAUAUGUAACUGAUAAAUUGAAAGUACCUGUUGCAUGUGUUCCAACUGGGGUGAAAUAUCUUCAUCAUAAAGCCAACGAUUACGAUGUUGGUAUUUAUUUUGAAGCAAAUGGUCAUGGCACUAUAUUGUUUAAAGAUGCUAUACGUGAACUUAUUCGAAACCAAUGUUCUAUUGAAGUAGAUGAGGCAAAGUCACUGGCACUGAAGAAAUUGAUUUGCAUCAUGGAUAUGACUAAUGAGACCGUAGGUGAUGCUUAUUCCGACAUGUUAAUUGUCGAAUCUGUUCUUUGUGAACGAGGGUGGAGCAUAAGUGAUUGGUAUAAAACAUAUUCUGAUUUGCCAAAUCGUCUGAAACAAGUUACUGUUAAGGACAGAAAUACAUUUGAGACUGGUGACGCUGAGAGAAUUUGUUUGAAACCAUUAGGCCUUCAAGAAAAAAUAGAUUCUAUUGUGUUGAAGUAUUCUAUGGGAAGAUCGUUUGUCAGGCCUUCUGGUACAGAAGAUGUGGUGAGAAUUUAUGCUGAAGCAGACACUCAAAUCAACGCAGAUAAACUCGCUGUUGAAGUUGCAACUGCUGUUUAUGAUAUAGCUGACGGUGUUGGUAAAAAACCAGAAUAAACUAUACGUUAUCAAGUACAAUUUAAUGUGUUCAAAUAUAGUAAUUAUCCAGGGUUAACAAAUUUAUGUUAUUUAAGGAAUUGUGUACUUUUAUGCUGGUAUAGUUACCUUUAUUGUUCUAAAAUAUCUAUGUUCAGUUAUUAUUGCAUUAUUUUUUUUUGUAAAAUUAAUAAAUAAUUUCAAAAGAAAAUAAUUGUAUAAUUAAUAUUAAAUUUAAACACAUUAUUAUGUAUUAUACAAAUUUUAUAUUAAUGUUAUCAGAUCCUCAUUUUUAAAUUGUUAAUAUUUUUAUUUUUAUAUGAUAAUAGAAUGUAAUUUAACAUCUAACUUUACAACUGUGAGUUGAAGAUAAUUAUAUUUUUAUACAAUACGUGAAGCCUGAACUGUUUUCAACUGCAAAUCAUAAUAAUUAGAAUAAUAAUGAUGGUUACUUAUCCUUCACUUGUGUUCAUAAAACAGCACAUUCAUGGUUGUAUUAAAUUAGUAUCUACACCAGAUGUGCUAGUAAAUCCAUUUUAUUCUAUGUUAAUUUUAUUGUUUUAAUGUGUUUCGCUUUUUGUGAUCAUGUUGGUGCAGGUCAUUUUGAUUCUAUAAAACAUUUACAACAUUACACAUACAAUUUGGUUUGGGAUUUUCAUAUCUAGUUCGAAUCUUAUUAUAAACUUGAACAUAGUCAAAUUUAAAUUUCUAUCUCUGAUUGCUUUAGGAAUACUGCUAUAUGAUAUUAAUGAUUAAUAUUAAUUUAUAAUUAUACUAUAUGAUUUAAUAAAUAUUUUUCUUUUAAUAUAUUUAGUACUUACUUAAUUUUAUUACAGUGUUUGAUUAUAUAACUAUAUUUAUUAUACCUUAUGAUAUCCAAUAAGUUAAAAAUAUUUUUAGAUUAAGUAUAUGUAAUACAAUAUUUGAAAAAAAGAGAUUGGAAUGUAUAUUUAAUUAGGCAUCAACAUCAAUAAUUUUAAUACAUAUUAGUGUCUAAAGUUAAAUUUUUAUAAUAAUUUUUUUUUUUAGUUCUUUUUGCACAUUUAAUUGUAUAUUCAUAUACUUGAACAGGUUCUAGGCUCUAGUUAUAAUUUGCAUGGUAUACAUUAAAUAUAGAACCUUGUGUCCCCA
Aphis gossypii (cotton aphid) is the source of this 2923-nucleotide messenger RNA. It is a transcript of the gene nst, whose product is annotated as phosphoacetylglucosamine mutase. Bases 164 to 1813 code for a protein of 549 amino acids. The transcript has 11 exons. Gene Ontology annotation, biological process: carbohydrate metabolic process; UDP-N-acetylglucosamine biosynthetic process. Gene Ontology annotation, molecular function: phosphoacetylglucosamine mutase activity; magnesium ion binding. The record is from RefSeq and is a predicted model, not a curated record. Lineage: Eukaryota; Metazoa; Arthropoda; Insecta; Hemiptera; Aphididae.